Molecule: messenger RNA, 2402 nt
Organism: Mya arenaria
Lineage: Eukaryota; Metazoa; Mollusca; Bivalvia; Myida; Myidae
Product: 17-beta-hydroxysteroid dehydrogenase 14-like
Exons: 10
Coding region: 90-866 (258 amino acids)
Biological process (GO): steroid catabolic process
Cellular component (GO): cytosol
Molecular function (GO): estradiol 17-beta-dehydrogenase [NAD(P)+] activity
Source: RefSeq, a predicted model, not a curated record
UGUAUACUGCAUAAUUUCAAUUUUGAUAUUUAAUCUGCAUACAGUUGUCGCGUUAUUAAUGCAGUGAAGACAUAUUGUCGAAACGUAGAAUGUCCACCGGAUUUGGGCGGUUCACAUAUAAGGUGGUAGUGGUCACGGGCGGAUGUAAAGGAAUAGGGGCUGGAUGUGUCGAGGUCUUCAGAGAGGCCGGAGGAAAGUCGGCUGUUUGGGAUGUUGACGACGAGGUAGGAAAGACUAUCGCAAGCGAUGAUGUACUCUUCAUUCGAUGUGACAUGACCAACGAAGAUGACAUUAAGAACGCGGUUGAAAAGACGGUGGAGAGGUUUGGAAGAAUCGACUGCCUUAUUAACAAUGCUGGGUCGCAUCCACCAUAUCAUACAAUAGACGACUAUCCUGCCGAGGAUUUACGAAAACUUAUGGAUCUCAACUUUGUUGCCUAUUACAUUGCCGCUCAGCACUGUUUGCCCCAUAUACGGAAGACACAGGGAACGGUGGUGAAUAUCGCCAGCCGGGCCGGGUCACGUGGACAAAAGUUCUCCACGACCUACUCCGCUACAAAAGGUGCUGUCAUUGCAUUUUCAAUGUCUCUCGCGAAGGAAGAAGCUGCAUACGGAGUGCGUGUUAAUGCGGUCAGUCCCUCGGCCACAGUUACACCUAUGCUGCUGGGAUUUUAUAAGGAUAAGCCACACCAACUGGAGGAAGAAGCUGCCAGGGCGCCUCUUGGACGCUUUUGCCGACCGGACGAAAUAGGGAAGCUUUGUCUGUUCCUAGCAACGGAGGGUACCUAUAUCACCGGUGCAGACAUACAUUCCGAUGGAUGUAUACAGGCUAUUUGGUCAACCCAAGAUGAUUCGGUGAAAGACUGACUUUGCAAAGUUAUUAAGGCAUUUGAUUCUGCUUUUUGUGUUACUAGUAUUUCAAGUGAUACAUUUUUUAAAAAAUACUUAAAGAAUGAAAUAAAUAUUAAGCUGAUGUUUUCAAACCCUGAUAAUGGUUUAUGUCUUAGGCUAAAAUGACAUUAUUUUACUCGGUGCAAAGGUCAUUUUUAUUUGCCAGUAUGUACUCUAAAUAAAUAUAAACAACAAUAUAUAAAUAUUGUUGAAUUUUAAAUAGUAAUAUAUAUAUAUAUAUAUAUAUAUAGUAUAUCAUGUUAAUACGUUGUUUGAUCAACUGUGAUCUUAAAUUUGCAUUGUACAGUUAGUAUGAGACCAACUUUCCUGAUAUGUCCCGGAACAACCUAUUUUCGACCACAACCUAUUUUCGACCGCCUCCUGAAAAUGGGUAAAACACUUCUAUUUUGCGUCACUUCCGGUAACAAUAAGCUCCAAUUGUUAACCAUAACAGUAGAACUGUCAGAAAACAUCAUUUGAAAAAGAAUGGGAAUGGUAGUGUUUAAAAAACUUAAGUUAUACUUGAAACAACACCGAUUUGUCAUUUUUAAUUAAUGCCAAAUUAGACCUUUCGUUUAAAAUGAUUUCACAUGUAAAAUACUUCUUUAAAAUCGUGUUGUUUUUGUUUGCCAGAUCUUACAUAUCUACCAAAGCCUAAAACCUAUGCCCUAUUGUUUUCUAAGUAUAGUUCACAACAUUAAAAGCGCAUCAAAAUAUGGUAUGUUGCUUAUUCUAAAAUUAAUGAAAUUUAUCUACAGGUUACUAUAUUGAAUUGCAUUUGGGCGCUCAGUUACAAUAAAAUUAUACAUAUAUUGCAGCCUAGGCAGGUCAUAUGAGGCUAAUUCAGAGUUGGACCAGUGAUAACAGGGUUCAUGAUGGGUGAAUUUAUCAUUUUGUACCAAUGUGAAAGCCAUUAGAAGGGAUGAUGCAUUCCUUUGCCUCUCUUGUGGUGAUACGUAACUAAAAAGUGACUGUAUGGCAAAUAUGUAAACAUUUAAUUACUUUUUUUUAAAUAAAAUACAUUAAACAGUUUAAACAAGUUAUACAAAUUAAAAUAAAAAAAAUGUGCACAAACUUUUGUUGUGAAGUAUAGUUAAAGGUCAUGGUCGAAAGCAUGUUGUAUCUAGGUCAAAUACAACAUGUGACAGCCGCCAUUUUGGAUUCAAAAUGUAAACAACAGACGAUUGAAACAGAUUUUAUUUUUUUGUUUUUUUGAAAGAUGAAUGAUUGCUUUAAAUGGUACACAUAAACAUUUAUUUUUUAUUAUCACUUAUUUAUGAUUUAAAUGUAAAUAAUCCUUAGGCGGUCGAAAACCCGUUGUUCAGGAUAUACUUACCAACAAGAAACUAGUAGGUCGCAUAGUUUCAGUAGCAUUGAUGUUGUAUAUAAUAAACGCUUCUCAUAUAUUGAAUUGUCAACAUUCAUAAUUUUAAAUGCGAAUGACUUCUUUCUUUGGCUUAACAAGCUUAGGAACCUUAUUUCAAUCAGAUGCAUUAAUUCUUAAAACAUGAC